GUUUGAAUUAACCAUUUACUUGUACUACCAUAAGAUAUACAAUGUAAACGUCUAGCUUAAAGUCACACCCUUCGUUUUCAUUGAUAACGGUGCGUCUACGUAGUCGAUGGUCGAUAAGUCGAUCGGCGCCCCGAGUCCCCGCUCUGGGAUCGACAGUGCGGUCUGACGGGACUCGGCCGGGCAGCUGCGCCGCGGCGGCCGGAGGGCGGUCCGCUUCCCAGCAGCCGAGAGACCUGGUCCGCCUCGCUGCUGAUUUCCGGACCGCAGAAGAGCCAUGGGUCCGUGACAGCGUCGCCAGCAGGCCCGCGGGCAGCUUCUCGCUUUCACGUUUCAUUCAGCUUCAGCUGAAGUCUUUCAUUAACCAGCGCUCCGUCGCCUACGAAUACCAACGGAUUUUUUUUAACUAGCUGGCCGGCCGGUAACAAGUCCUCGUAAUUAUCAGCGCUGCCCAUGCUGACAGCAUGGAAAAUGCAGGGUACUGCGACGAGAGCUUCAGUAGCCUCCAGAGCGGCACCAGUGACGAGGACAUGGUGGAAAUCGCUGGGGCCACACUGGAUUUCUCCAGCACGGAUGAUGUCCCGCCACUGGAUCGGGACUAUGUCUCAGGUACGUACUGGGUGCUCCUGGGGACGGAACUGGCAGUGCUCGUAAGCCUAGCAUUCAGACAGCGGUCAUCAGCUUCACCAUAAACGUGAAUAAUGUCGUCGCGUUUGCUAGUCGUUUGUCUUUUCAAGUAGCUCAGUUUGUCCAUUUAAAAAUAUAGCUUCCAUCUUAGUGACUGCAAUAAUGCAGUUCUUCAAUUAUUUGUAGAUGUUGGAUAUGAAUAGGGAAGCUUCCAAAGACAUCUACAGCAGAUCUGCCGUUCUAGUUUAUAUGCGAUAAGUUAGUUUAGGAAGCAUUAAAAAUGAAUGAAUCGUAAGAUGAGAGUCAAUAUGAGUUUUUCAAACUGGUUAAUCCAAACUGGCACCUAUAUUGUCUGGUGAUGGCCACCGUAGGCAUUAUUUUGAAAUGGAAGUUGGAACGCAGCUUCUCUUUGUUGGUGUCUUUGCUCUUUUUGAAACCUGCUUUCCCUCUGUGAUGUUCUUCAUGCUUACACUCCUUGACAGUUUUAUUUACUGUUCUCAAGCACUGACGCGUUCCCUCUGCCAAGCUCAGGGUCAGUGUUUGCGCGAAGACAGUAUAGCUGAAGGUUUUGUAAAAGGUUUCCAGUGAAGAACUGUAUGCGUGGCUUUCUGAAUCAGGACCACAUCAUAGCACAAGGUCCCACAGCUACUGGAUGUCUCUGCCAGAGUUUGAAUUAUAAAUGAAAUGUCGAAGGUUGCGCUUGUAAUCUCUGGUUACGCUGGGGGUUUGUUUCCGGUGGAG
Brienomyrus brachyistius is the source of this 1365-nucleotide messenger RNA. RefSeq names its product H(+)/Cl(-) exchange transporter 5-like. NCBI's taxonomy places the organism in Eukaryota, Metazoa, Chordata, Actinopteri, Osteoglossiformes, Mormyridae. The record is from RefSeq and is a predicted model, not a curated record. The transcript has 2 exons. The coding region runs from base 462 to 689 and encodes 75 amino acids.